GCUCACAUCACUCUCUCUCUCUCUUUCGCUGUCGCUCUCUCUCUCUCCCGCUCUCGCUCGCGCUCCCUCUCUCAGUGACCAUAACAGCUCAUUCUGCCUGAACAGACUGCAGGAGUUUACGCGGGAACAAAGCCGGAUCAGUCCCUCACCUGUAUCUCAUCGUUUCGCGCCCGUCGUCGCACAUCAGGAGCACCGUCUCUCUUCGACAUGUCCGAGGUCCUGCCAUACAGCGAGGGAAAGAUGAACGGCUACGGCGGGGACGACGAGGUCAGCCAGAUGUCAUUCAGCUGUCGGCUGCAGGACACGAACUCGUUUUUCGGGGGGUCUCAGUCGAAAAGGCCACCGAAACUCGGGCAGAUCGGAAGAGCAAAACACGUGGUCAUCGAAGACGACCGGAUAGACGAAGUCCUCAAGGGGAUGACGGACAAGCCGUCCCCCGGUGUCUAAACACCCCCGACGCCUCCUGAACCUUUUUCAUUUAAUCACCGGUUUGAAGCGACCGUGCAUGUAAGCAGUGAGGAGCGACCGACAUGUAAGCAGUCUGAGGAGCUGCGGAAGGCAGACUGAGGCGGACGCGAUGAGGGACUGUCAAUGGGUGCUGGGUUUUUUAUUUAGGGGGAUUUUGUUUCGAAUCCGCUGGCGAGUCUCUGACCAAAACCCAUCCUGAAAACACGAGCCGCCUUCAUCCUUCAUCCGACCUGGUUCCAAUGCAGCUGUUGACUGGGUCUGACAUUAGGGUUCAUCACAGCAUCUGGCAGGGGUGAUAAAUAAAGGCGUGAUUUAUUGAUAGCAGUAGGUGGGCUGUGUGGUCCUGAGCUGCAUUCAUGUACUGUCAGAGUCAGAUAUAUACAUUUAAACACAUGGUAAACUCACCAACCCUUUGAGUCAUUACCAACACUGGGGAUCUUUUUAUGAUAUCUAAUAAUGCUUAGCUUAUCACUUAGACUAGCCUUACUGUUGUCGACAUGGGUUGGGGCAUUUCAAAGGUAAGAGUGGAUAAAGAAUGCAAGGAGAAUAAAAACCGCCCCAUGGAUCUAGCCAGCCGGGGGGCCUUGAAUUUUAUUUCCUGCCUGGAUACCUUAUGUAACAUCGAUGCAGAGGCAGAAAAAGCCUGUAGGUUUCGUAGUCAUGCUGUAAUUAGUGUGUGAAUGCAGCAUAAGGUAGAAAGUUAUCCAUGCACAAGUCGAAAAAACAUUGGCGCAUUCAUUUAAUUUCAUCUGCAAAUCCAGCCUAGUUAUGCUACAAACGAAGCAGGUUAAGACGUACGCCAGCACGGACAAUCCGGAGGAAUCUGAACGACCGAGAGUAAUCCUGAAUUUAAAACGGACAAUGACGAGGAGUUAUUUCUUUUUAUUUUGUUUUAUUUCUGAAUAUCUUCUUAUUUAAGUUUGUCAUUAUGUACAUAUAUUACAGGAAUACUAACCUAACGGUCCAUGUGCAUGAACUUUGUGCCAGUUCGGGCAUUUCCACCUGUUCUCUGAAGCUCUUCUUUUUACUGAAAUUAAUAUUUGUAUUUUUUAUAUCUGAAUAUUUGUUACUGAAAAUGAUAUGCUAGUGUAAAUCGAGCAAUGUGUGUUUUAAUUUAGAUACAUACAUAACACCAAGAUACAUGUUGUUCCGCUAUUGCUUAUCAUAUUACUAAUAGACGUUUUUAUUCCAUCUGCAACAACAACAAGUAAGCUGUGUAAACAGUGUCAUUUUACAGCUUCUCAAACUCUGAAAUGUGUUUUUUAUUAAUAAUAAUAUUAAUAAUAAUAAUAAUAAUAAUACAGUAAUUAUUAUUAUUUAUUUGACUGGUUCUGUAUUUAAGUUGACCUGAAAUGCAUGAAACGUUUUUUUAAUGAAUGAACAUUUUUGUGAAGCGUUCAUGAAAAUGAAUUCAUGUGUAAUCUGAUGAUAUUUACAGAGUUUCAUUUCACGAGUUAAUAAAUGCA
Molecule: messenger RNA, 1934 nt
Organism: Trichomycterus rosablanca
Lineage: Eukaryota; Metazoa; Chordata; Actinopteri; Siluriformes; Trichomycteridae
Gene: camk2n2b
Product: calcium/calmodulin-dependent protein kinase II inhibitor 2
Exons: 2
Coding region: 208-447 (79 amino acids)
Biological process (GO): negative regulation of protein kinase activity
Molecular function (GO): calcium-dependent protein kinase inhibitor activity; protein kinase binding
Source: RefSeq, a predicted model, not a curated record